Molecule: messenger RNA, 5235 nt
Organism: Talpa occidentalis (Iberian mole)
Lineage: Eukaryota; Metazoa; Chordata; Mammalia; Eulipotyphla; Talpidae
Gene: SLC12A3
Product: solute carrier family 12 member 3
Exons: 26
Coding region: 30-3122 (1030 amino acids)
Biological process (GO): cell volume homeostasis; chloride transmembrane transport; potassium ion homeostasis
Cellular component (GO): membrane
Molecular function (GO): sodium:potassium:chloride symporter activity
Source: RefSeq, a predicted model, not a curated record
CUGGCCCCUCCCCUGCCACCCAGACUGCAAUGGCGGAGCAGCUGGGCUCGGAGCUGCCUGGGGACCCUGCUCUGUGCAGCGGGCGCUUCACCAUCAGCACUUUGCUCGGGGGUGAAGAGCCCCCUCCACCAGCAGCCUAUGACAGCAGCCACCCCAGCCACCUGACCCAUGGCAGCACCUUGUACAUGCGCACCUUUGGCUACAACACCAUCGACGUGGUGCCCGCCUACGAGCACUAUGCCAACAGCGCCCUGCCCGGUGAGCCCCGCAAGGUCCGGCCCACGCUGGCCGAUCUGCACUCCUUCCUGAAGCAGGAAGGCAGUCACCUGCAUGCGCUGGCCUUUGACAGCCGGCCCAGCCAUGAGAUGACUGAUGGGCUGGUGGAGGACGAGGGAGCCGCCAGCAGUGAGAAGACCCCUGGAGAGCCCGUGCGCUUUGGCUGGGUCAAGGGGGUGAUGAUCCGGUGCAUGCUCAAUAUCUGGGGUGUGAUUCUCUACCUGCGGCUCCCCUGGAUUACAGCCCAGGCAGGCAUCGUCCUCACCUGGAUCAUCAUCCUGCUCUCUGUGCUGGUGACUUCCAUCACGGGCCUCUCCAUCUCGGCCAUCUCCACCAACGGCAAGGUCAAGUCAGGUGGUACCUACUUCCUCAUCUCCCGGAGUCUCGGCCCAGAGCUAGGGGGCUCCAUCGGCCUCAUCUUUGCAUUCGCCAAUGCCGUGGGGGUGGCCAUGCACACCGUGGGCUUCGCAGAGACUGUGCGGGACCUGCUUCAGGAGUACGGCUCGCCCAUCGUGGAUCCCGUCAAUGACAUCCGCAUCAUCGGCGUGGUGACCGUCACCGUGCUGCUGGCCAUCUCCCUGGCGGGCAUGGAGUGGGAGUCCAAGGCCCAGGUGCUCUUCUUCCUUGUUAUCAUGGUCUCUUUUGCCAACUACUUGGUGGGAACCCUGAUCCCCCCAUCUGAGGACAAGGCCUCCAAAGGCUUCUUCAGCUACCGGGCUGACAUCUUUGUCCAGAACUUGGUGCCUGACUGGAGGGGCACGGACGGCAGCUUUUUUGGGAUGUUCUCGAUCUUCUUUCCCUCGGCCACAGGCAUCCUGGCAGGGGCCAACAUCUCCGGGGACCUCAAGGACCCGGCCGUAGCCAUCCCCAAGGGGACACUCAUGGCCAUUUUCUGGACCACCAUCUCCUACCUGGCCAUCUCAGCCACCAUAGGCUCCUGCGUGGUUCGAGAUGCCUCCGGGGUCCUGAACGACACGGUGACCCCCAGCUCCGGCACUUGCGAGGGCCUGGCCUGCGGCUAUGGCUGGAAUUUUACAGAGUGCUCCCAGGAGCACAACUGCCGCUAUGGUCUCAUCAACUACUACCAGACCAUGAGCAUGGUGUCUGGUUUUGCACCCCUGAUUACUGCCGGCAUCUUUGGGGCCACCCUCUCCUCUGCCCUGGCCUGCCUCGUUUCUGCCGCCAAAGUCUUCCAGUGCCUGUGUGAGGACCAGCUGUACCCCCUGAUCGGCUUCUUCGGGAAAGGCUACGGCAAGAACAAGGAGCCAGUGCGUGGCUACCUGCUGGCCUACGCCAUUGCUGUGGCCUUCAUCAUCAUUGCUGAGCUCAACACCAUCGCCCCCAUCAUCUCCAACUUCUUCUUGUGCUCCUACGCACUCAUCAACUUCAGCUGCUUCCACGCCUCCAUCACCAACUCGCCUGGCUGGAGACCCUCGUUCCGGUACUACAGCAAGUGGGCGGCGCUGUUCGGGGCCAUCAUCUCCGUGGUCAUCAUGUUUCUCCUCACCUGGUGGGCGGCCCUCGUCGCCAUCGGCAUUGUCCUCUUCCUCCUGCUCUACGUGAUCUACAAGAAACCAGAGGUCAACUGGGGCUCCUCAGUACAGGCCGGCUCCUACAACCUGGCCCUGAGCUACUCGGUGGGCCUCAACGAGGUGGAGGACCAUAUCAAGAACUACCGCCCCCAGUGCCUUGUGCUCACUGGGCCCCCCAACUUUCGCCCAGCCCUGGUGGACUUUGUGGGCACCUUCACCCGGAACCUCAGCCUGAUGAUAUGUGGCCAUGUGCUUAUCGGACCCCGCAAACAGAGGAUGCCUGAGCUCCGGCUCAUUGCCAACGGGCACACCAAGUGGUUGAACAAGAGGAAGAUCAAGGCCUUCUACUCGGACAUCAUCGCGGAGGAUCUCCGCAGCGGAGUCCAGAUCCUCAUGCAGGCUGCAGGUCUCGGGAGAAUGAAGCCCAACAUUCUGGUGGUUGGGUUCAAGAAGAACUGGCAGUCAGCUCACCCGGCCACCGUGGAAGACUACAUAGGCAUCCUGCACGAUGCAUUUGAUUUCAACUAUGGUGUGUGCGUCAUGAGGAUGCGCGAGGGGCUCAACGUCUCGGAUGUGAUGCAGGCCCACAUUAACCCCGUGUUUGACCCUGCAGAGGACCGCAAGGAAGCCAGCGCCAGCAGGGCCAGGCCGUCUGUCUCAGGCACACUGGACCCCGAGGCCCUGGUGCGGGAGGAGCAGGCCAGCACCAUCUUCCAGUCGGAGCAGGGCAAGAAGACCAUCGACAUUUACUGGCUGUUCGACGAUGGAGGCCUCACCCUCCUCAUCCCCUAUCUCCUUGGCCGCAAGAAAAGAUGGGGCAAAUGCAAGAUCCGCGUGUUCGUGGGGGGCCAGAUCAACAGGAUGGACCAGGAGAGAAAGGCGAUCAUUUCUCUGCUGAGCAAGUUCCGACUAGGGUUCCAUGAAGUUCAUGUUCUCCCCGACAUCAACCAGAAGCCCCGGGCUGAGCACACCAAGCGGUUUGAGGAUAUGAUCGCGCCCUUCCGCCUGAAUGAUGGCUUCAAAGACGAGGCCACCGUCACCGAGAUGAGGAGGGACUGCCCCUGGAAGAUCUCGGACGAGGAGAUUAACAAGAACAGAGUGAAGUCCCUCCGGCAGGUGAGACUGAACGAGAUUCUGCUGGAUUAUUCCCGAGACGCUGCCCUCGUCGUCAUCACCUUACCCAUAGGGAGGAAGGGGAAGUGCCCGAGCUCACUGUACAUGGCCUGGCUGGAGACGCUGUCCCAGGACCUCAGACCGCCAGUCAUUCUGAUCCGUGGAAACCAAGAAAACGUGCUCACCUUUUAUUGCCAGUAACUGCAAGAUUGGGCAAAGGCUUCCAAGCUGAGGGUAUGCGGGCCGUGGACCACCUCUCCAAGGGACCAGAUGCGUGCUCUUUGCACUUUAAGCAGUAGCAGCUGAUAAACCAACUGAAGAAGCUACUGGAUCUCCAAACUUUGGCUGGACUCCAUUCCCAUCGGACCUGUCCUCUGGGUUUUAUUUUAUGGGCUGGAGAAAUAGCAGAAGGGGCUGCGUGGAAAAUUCUCUGGCAGAUCCAUGUUCCACUUAUAUUUUCUUUUGACAGUGAUUACAAAGAAUUUAGAUUCCAGUCUUUGAUUUAUAUACACAUUUGAGUUGGAGAGCUGGGUGUGACCUGGGCAGUCUCUACACACCUUCCCUCUGAGCUUCCCUUCCCCCACCUCACUCUCUCAAAUGCCUGGAGAAUAGGCCCACCUGGAGCCCUUAAAGGAGGAACCAGGGCUCUCUGAGCACCCAUAAUAAUGCAAAUUUCCUUAACCACCUCCCCUUAACCGUCCCUUCACUUCCAAUCAUUUAUCUUGAGGGUUCUGGUUGGUUCUCUGGUAGAUCAGAAGAGUUUCAAACAUAUUUUGACUGCACCUUACAGUUAGAAUAGUUCACAUUGAGAUUUGAAACAAACACAUAUACACAGAAACAACCAAACCAAAAAUGUCACCAAACAACACGUAUCCUCACUACAGGUCACGCCCUCUGUUCUCGUUCGUUCGUUCUUUUGCUCUUUUUCAUAUUGGUUGCAAUCCACUAAAUUGAGUUUGGGAACCCUGCUGGGGAAUGAACCCCCCAUUCAAAAAACACAGCUGAGAUUUUCCUUUGUGUCUGUGUUUUUUCUGUACUGCAGGAGCCCUGCUGUUUGGGGGAAUGACUGUGGACUCGCUGCCAGUUCCCCAGCUCAUCCCACUGGGAAGGGAAGGGAAUUAGAGAACCCCCCGGGACAGGUAGUGACCAUGGCCUGGGCAAGAAAGAGCUUCAAAGGAAAGGGGAGAUUCAGGGGGCCUCCUGGAAAGGCUCUGGUUUGGGCUUUGGUUGGGGAAUGGAGGGUGGAGAUUUGCUUAGGGAUGUGGAUUUGGUAGAUCAGGAAUGGGGAAACUGAGAGGGUGUGAAAAGACGGUAAGACUGGGCAACAGAUCAGAAAGGAAGGCCCAGGAAAGGACAGGGCAGGAGGACACACCGAUCAGAGGUGGAAACAGCAAGUGGCUGAGGAGCUGUGGUGGAGGGAAUGGGCCAGAGAUGAGAGAAGGGGUCAGAGACCAGAAAACCUGGGGAAGACGAACCUUGCCUAGAUAAAGGUGUUCAGAUCCCAUGGCUUGAACUCCCCAGUGUGUUUGCACCAACCAAACUGCAAGAGCGGAACUAUUGGGUUGUCAGAAAAGUCAUGAUGCUUGAAAAACAAAAAAAAAUGUCAUUUUUCUGACAACCCAAUAUAUUACGUGAUGUCUGAUGUUGGUGGGCAGGACCUGCUAAAAAGGCAUUUUAGCACUAGGCGCACCCAAACAGUAUGGAGUUGAGCAUGUUGGCGGGGUUGGGGGGGGGAGAGUGUUAUCACUGGCUGGACUUUCUUCCAGUAGCACCAGAGAGGCAGCUCUGGGUUUGGUCGACCUCCUCCAAGCCCCCUGAAGUCCCACCUAGUCAUGAAGAUGAAAUCUCUUUCUUGGGGUUAAAACCCAAAUGAAUUUAGUGUCUCAGGGCACUAAAUGAAUUUAGUGUCUCAGGAACUCUGUAGAGGGGAGCUCCCAGGAGGUUACAAGUCCCUGUUCUUUUACUGCGUUGGGGUUUGCAGAGAGAAACCAGGUAUCUGAACGAACUUGUUAGGGACCUAGAGGUAGGCCGGCCUCUGAGUCAUGCAUUGCACCCCAGGCCCAGCCCUGGCUCCAGACGCAGUAAAGCCUCACUCCGAGCAGGCUUGCCUCCCUUACCCACAUGGAACACCACUGCCAGGCACACAGGUGCCCCCUCUUCAGUGCUCGGUGACACCCUGGUCCAGGAACAGGGGAUGCUUUGACUCCAGGCAUUUAAAAAAGAACAAUACAUUUUUUACUAUGUUGGGAACUGAAUUUUUAACCAUGAUAAAAACUUUGUAAAAAUAACAACAAUUACAAGGUCUUGGGUUAAC